AUGCUGCGUGAAAAUGACGACGGCUCAGGUGUACGCCAGUUGGCCACUAUCAAUAUAAGGUCAACCGUGCUCCUUGGUUUUUUCAAAGCUCUGCAGGUAGGUUGCGAGAUUUGCUCGAUGAGUAGUACCUACGCAACACCUCCGUGCUUAUGUUUCUUGUCUCCAUUCACCGCGAUGCUCGUCUAUUACACAACUGAGUACCAGGCAUGCAUCAUUGUCGACUGA
Gongylonema pulchrum is the source of this 225-nucleotide messenger RNA. Lineage: Eukaryota; Metazoa; Nematoda; Chromadorea; Rhabditida; Gongylonematidae. The record is from the annotation of a GenBank genome assembly.